This is a messenger RNA of Bradysia coprophila, 1330 nucleotides long. Its product is annotated as retinol dehydrogenase 11-like. Lineage: Eukaryota; Metazoa; Arthropoda; Insecta; Diptera; Sciaridae. The record is from RefSeq and is a predicted model, not a curated record.
ACUUCGCUAAGUCAACUAGUCUGAAUAAAUUAUCUAACUCAAUUAAAUGUUUACGUGCACUGUACUUGAUCUACAGAUCGAUUCCCCACUUGUUGCGCAUGCUAAUGAUAAUUAAAUCUUUGAAUUUCUGACAACUAGUUAGUAUUACACCGUCGCGUCGCCCGUAACAAAUGCAAUUUCAAUUGUAAAUUUGAUACAGGUUUAAUAGUUGCACACUAUUCCGGAAAGUAAAAACAAAAAGCAUGCAGUUUGUGGAAACGAUAUGCUAUCUGAAAACAUUCAUGGUAGUCGUCUUAAGUGGAUGGUAUGAGUUCGUCGUGUAUAAACACUUUAGACGAAACCAAAUUCAACGCAAUGAAGAAGAUAUCCGAGGAAAAUGUGUGGUAGUGACAGGCGGUAGUUCUGGAAUUGGCAGAUCAUCGGCAAGAGAAUUCGCACAACGUGGUGCUACGGUAGUGAUUGGUGAUGUUGAUUUGGAGAACGGACAAAAAGUGGUGCAGGAAAUACAGCAACAGACUGGAAACAAGAAUGUGAGUAUCUUAAAACUGGAUCUGUCCGACAUGGACUCUGUGGAACAGUUUGCGCAAAAAGUUUCUGCUGAGCAUCCCAGAAUAAAAAUACUCCUAAACAACGCAGGAAUUGGAAGCUCAAAGGACGAAAAUAUCAAAACAAAAGACGGAUUCAACAUUCACAUCGCUGUCAAUUACAUGGGGCAUUUUCUGUUGACCAAUCUACUGAUGAAAAAUCUCGAAGCAGAAACACAUCCAAGAAUUGUAGUUACUCUAUCGUCGUAUCUCCUGCUGUCGAAACUCGAUCUGAAUGACAUCAACAUGGACAAAUCGGGAUUCGGUUUCAAGAAUUCUCUGCCGUAUUGCAACACAAAAUACUGUCUAGCCCUAUUCACUAGAGAACUAGGAAGACGAACGAAGGCUCAUGCAUAUGCGCUGUGUCCAGGAAUAGUCGACACUCCCAUCAACAAUUUAGACAACUUUUCGGGAACGUUAAGAUUUUUUUACCGAAUAGCAUUGCGAACGGGAGCGUCAUCAGCAAAUGAGGCUGCAUCAGAAUACGUGAUGUACUGUGCACUGGACAAAACUAUCCAAGACGAAACGGGACAAAUUUAUCGAUUCAGGAAACAUUUCAAUAAAGCCAAUGAGAAAGUAAAUGCUGAAUUGGCGAAAAGUCUGUGGGAGAAAAGCAGCGAGAUGGUGCGACUAAAUGAACGAUUGGAACGAAUAACCAAAAACACGUUAACAUGAUACUGUGUGCUUUCGUGUCCUGUUGAUAGCAUUAAACUUUCGCAAAAGUAUUAAUCUGAAAAACUAUUUUU